Messenger RNA from Humulus lupulus (European hop), 1779 nucleotides. Its product is annotated as U3 snoRNP-associated protein-like EMB2271. Bases 126 to 1658 code for a protein of 510 amino acids. NCBI's taxonomy places the organism in Eukaryota, Viridiplantae, Streptophyta, Magnoliopsida, Rosales, Cannabaceae. The record is from RefSeq and is a predicted model, not a curated record. The transcript is spliced from 7 exons. Gene Ontology annotation, cellular component: small-subunit processome. Gene Ontology annotation, molecular function: snoRNA binding; protein binding.
UGUUGUCUCUCUUCUAUCAGAGAAACCCUAAAGCUUAAACCCUAACCAACUUUUCUCUUCUGGAACAAAAACCUGAACGCCAUUUCUGAGACCAUUCUUCCCAUUGCUCUGCUGAGCCCUCCAGCAUGAACAACAAGAGAGGCUCGGGCCCUAAGGGAUCAAAGAAGGGCAAGGCUUCUUCGCUCACCGACGAUGCAUUCUUCGGCAAUGAUCCCAAGAGGCGGCGGAAGAAGACCAAGAAUGAAGAUUUUAUUGAGAGCAGCGAUUCCGAAGAUUUUUUUUCCGGUUCCGACGAAGAUGGUGGAGCCAACGGUAAUGAGAAUGAGGUGGAAGAGACUGUGGACGAGACUAGGAAGAGGUUGGCGACUGAGCUUUUGGAGAAAAUGAGAAAAUCGGCCAAGGAAGAUGAUGAUGAUGAUGAGGGAGGAGAUAGUGGUAAGGAAAUUGAGGAAGGAGAGAGAGACUCUUUGGUUGCUCAGAUUUUGCAGCAGAAGCAGCUCGAGGAAAGUGGCCGGCUUCGAAGAUCAGUCGCUUCGAGGCUCCAAAAGCCAGAAGCUUCUGAUCAGUUUCAAGUAUUAGUGAAGCAUCGGCAACCUGUUACAGCUGUGGUUCUAUCAGACGAUGACUUGAAGGGCUUUUCUGCUUCUAAAGACGGUACUAUUUUGCAUUGGGAUGUAGAAAGUGGGAGAGGUGAAAAAUAUAGAUGGCCUAGUGAUGCAGUACUAAAGUCCCAUGGGGCCAAGGAUCCACAAGGCCGGGCUAGUAAGCACAGUAAACUUGUUUUUUCGUUGGCUGUUAGCUCAGAUGGACGAUAUUUGGCAAGUGGAGGUUCUGACCGUCAUGUUCAUUUAUGGGAUACUCGUACAAGAGAACAUAUUCAGGCAUUUCCAGGGCACAGAGGACCUGUUUCAUGCUUAACAUUUAGGCAAGGGACUUCUGAACUUUUUUCUGGUUCAUAUGAUCGAACUGUCAAGAUAUGGAAUGCAGAGGACAGAGCCUACAUAAGUUCUUUAUUUGGUCAUCAAAGUGAAGUGUUGACCAUUGAUUGCCUACGAAAAGAGCGGGUUUUGACGGUUGGACGUGAUAGGAGUAUGCAGUUGUUUAAGGUACCUGAAGAGUCACGAUUAGUGUUCCGUGCCCCUGCUUCCUCUCUAGAAUGUUGUUGCUUUAUUAGUAAUGAUGAAUUCUUAUCUGGCACUGAUGAUGGAAGUGUUGAGCUGUGGAGCCUACUGCGAAAGAAGCCCGCUUACAUUGUCAAGAAUGCACACGCUUUGUUGGCUUCAAACAAGAACUUAGAACAGAAGGAAUGCCCAAGAAUUCCUAACGGCCACAUAGAAAAUGGUAACCACACCUCUGAAAGGUUUGUUUCUUCAUCUGUAUAUUCCUGGGUCAGUUCAGUGGCCGUCUGUAGAAGUAGUGACCUUGCUGCAUCAGGAGCUGGUAAUGGUUCUGUUCGUUUGUGGAGUAUUGGGAGUGAAACCAAAGACAUUCAACCCUUAUACAAUCUACCUGUGGUUGGGUUUGUGAAUUCCUUGGCUUUUGCAAAAUCUGGAGAAUUCCUUAUUGCUGGAGUGGGGCAGGAACCUCGCUUGGGAAGGUGGGGACGCAUCCCUACAGCUCACAAUGGAGUAGCAAUUCAUCCACUCAAGCUUUCUUAAGAUGGCAAAAAACAAUUUUGUAGCUUCCCAAUUUUUUUAUUAUACAGUGAGUUGAUAAUAUAAAUGAAAACAUUUUUCUUUUCCUGGUCAACCUUAAUAUAUGUGAUUGUGUUCAUUAUCA